CAAUUUUGAAAACAUAAACAUUAAAAAUCCGUCACGUGACUAUACGUCAUGUUUCGUUUCGUUUCAUGAGUUUGCACUUUUUCACAGUGCUGAUGAAACUGUGUGAAAUAAUUCUUUAAACUGACGUGUACAAAAUGGCAUAUAAGCAUAGCUGAAAGCUUUCUCAGGAUGCAUUGAAGUUUAUUCGAGGAUUGAGUCGAAACUGGAGAACGAUAAUCAACCAUUUCAGGAGCAAGCUAACAGGAGCGAAAUCCGGAAGCCCAGUUGUGUCCAUCCUUCCCUUACAAGAUGAUGCGGAACCCACGGCGCGGCGCCAACCUGGGCCUGGUGCUGCUGGCCUCCCAGAUCUUCCAGGUGGGCAUUGACAACAUCCCGCCCGUCACGCUGGCCACGCUGGGCCUGAACGUCUACCUCUUCCUGUUCCCUGCCGCCCCGCUGAUGAGCGCGUGCGUGAGCGUCCAGGAGGCCUACUGGCACAGAGACUGGCGCCGGCUGCUGCUUUCGCCUUUUCACCACGUGGACGAUUGGCACCUGUACUACAACAUGCUCUCGCUCAUCUGGAAGGGCAAGAAGCUGGAGCAACGCCUGGGCGGGCCCUGGUUUGCCUACCUGCUUGGCGUCUUCUCCCUGCUCACUGGAUUGGUCUAUCUGCUCCUGGAGGCGGGGUUAGCGGAACUGACGGGUGACUGGUCCUACGGCAUGCAGUGUGCUGUGGGAUUCUCAGGUGUGCUGUUUGGGUUAAAAGUGGUGAAUAACCAUUACAACCCUGGAGAUGUCACACAUGUCUUGGGCUUCCCUGUGGCCAACCGCCAUGCCUGCUGGGUAGAGCUGGUUGCCAUACACAUUAUAGCACCUGGGACCUCUUUUGUGGGACACCUGGCAGGUAUUCUGGUAGGGCUGCUGUAUACCAUGGGGCCACUCAAGAAGGCUAUGACAACAUGUGCAGGAUUGGUGGCCGCAGGGGGAUUCUCACAGCCGGCUUCACACUUUAGCUCCUCAGGAGUGAGUGGACGGCGAAACUAUCCUGCAUAUGACUCUACUUACCCUCCUCGUGCACCUACUUCCCGGAACCCCUAUCCCCCCCAGAAUCAUUCACACACUAGUGCAUACCCCCCAAACUCACACACUUACACUCACACUGACCCACACCCCCAAAACACACCCAGUGACCCUAACACACACUCCCCAAGUGCACCUCCCUAUGAGGCGCAUCCCUACACAGGAGGCAUGUCUGAAGAGGAGCAAUACCAGGCAGCACUCAGAGCCAGCCUUAAUGACAGAGGGGGCUCUGCUCCGUCCAGACCUGAGUACGGCUUCCAAAUCCCCCCUGAUCCCACCUCCGAGGAGAUCCGCAGGCGUCGUCUACAACGAUUUGCUAAUUGACCACUUUGACGGAAAGGAGCCACAGAACUCUAAGCGGCAGUCUGCUAAACAGACUGGAAAGGAUGUAUGUCACCAGUGCAACAGGGUUGUGUGCAUCCCUAUGGGGGAUAAGAGCAGACCCAAUGACUGAUGGGCCAGCUGUCUAACAGGAGAUAUUUCAAGUUUACAUGCUCUUGAUUUACUUCUGUGUGUAAUUUCCAUGAAGAAUGUCCAGCUUAUGCCGUAUGUCAAAAUGUCAAAAGAUUGAAAGUAUUGCUUUUUGUAUCAGUGAUGGUCUGGUUUGAAUUUAAAUAUUUCUGAUGUUGUUGCCGCCAAGUCUUAAAGUUUUGAAGCUAUCAAUUCAUUAACUCACACUACAAGCUUACCCUCGGGGGAUUUCCACUUCAUAGUUUUGUACACAAUAUCAUCUGCUUAAAAUAGAGGGAGAUCCUGGUGUGUGACAGUCUAUCCAUGUAUUGGUAUUGUUACCCAGAAGUGCCAGCCACACUGUAACACUAGAGAAAAUGGAGGAAAAAGGCCAUGUUGUCCAGGCGGGAGGAUUUAAAGGAAGAUGAAAGAAGACUACAUAAGUUAGUAGGACUUAAAUUGCAGAUGUUGGACAGUGAGUGCUAUGAUAAUAUGAUAUGCUGAAAGCUUGUCAUUAGACUUUUAAUGAUUGCUUUCUAUGCACUACUUUUUGCACUACUUGUUUGUACCACUCCCCCUGCUAGUGUGUGUUGAUCAUUAUCUGUCUAUCUGUCCAUCAGGUUUUCUCAACUUUUUUUUUUAUUGUACAGCACUUUAGUCAACUGUGUUGUUUAAAGUGCUUUAUAAAUCUUGUGCUAUUAUUAUAAAAUAUAUGUAUUUUUUGAAUAAGAUGUACAUAAAUACAUUUUGCAACUUUUA
Molecule: messenger RNA, 2268 nt
Organism: Alosa alosa (allis shad)
Lineage: Eukaryota; Metazoa; Chordata; Actinopteri; Clupeiformes; Clupeidae
Gene: rhbdd1
Product: rhomboid domain containing 1
Exons: 7
Coding region: 289-1383 (364 amino acids)
Cellular component (GO): membrane
Molecular function (GO): serine-type endopeptidase activity
Source: RefSeq, a predicted model, not a curated record